Messenger RNA from Camponotus floridanus (Florida carpenter ant), 1101 nucleotides. RefSeq lists its product as uncharacterized. Gene Ontology annotation, biological process: double-strand break repair via nonhomologous end joining. Gene Ontology annotation, cellular component: DNA ligase IV complex; nucleus. Bases 84 to 1049 code for a protein of 321 amino acids. NCBI's taxonomy places the organism in Eukaryota, Metazoa, Arthropoda, Insecta, Hymenoptera, Formicidae. Gene Ontology annotation, molecular function: DNA end binding. The transcript is spliced from 4 exons. The record is from RefSeq and is a predicted model, not a curated record.
GCAUUAUAAAGUCAUGAAAUUAUUUAAUAAGAAACUCUGAUAGGUUAUAUGAUAAACAAUACUGUUUAUGCUCUACAUAAUUUAUGUUUGUAUUUCAAAUUUUAUUUAAUUAUUUUAUCACCAAGAUCGGAAAUCACGACGUAAAUAUGAUUUCGGACAGCUGCGAACAAAACAGGAUUUGGAAAAAUGUUAGAAUAAACGACGAGGCUCAUAUGAUUUGCUUCACGAAGAAGAAUGAAUCGUGGAAAGUUCUUUUAACGAAUUUGAAAGAAAUUUGGAUGGAGACUCUGACAGAUGAAAUUAUGUUUCACAAAUUCCAGACCGUGAAUCCUCUUUUAAAUCUUGAGGCUGUUGAUUGGAAGCAACUGGUAAUAGAUAUGUUAAAUGAUAUUCCUCAACAUAUACAUACAUAUAUUUUAGAACUUUCUACAUAUCGAAUAGAGCUGCGAAAGGACCAUGAUUUUGUAAAAUUGAGAUUCUCAUUAGAUCUUCUCAAAGAAACACCACAACAGUUUUGGGAAAAUGUGACUAUGCCUCUUUGCUUGUCAUCAAUGAAACUGGUUCGCCAGUAUGAGAUUCUACUGGAUUUAGUGAAACGAAAAGAUGAGGAAAUCACAGAAUAUAAAGCAGAAGGUGCAGAGUUAAUUAGGAAAUAUAUUGCUACAAAACCAUUCAGCGAAGAAUUGUUUCACAUUGAUGCUACUGCACCAACUGCAACUGAUUUUGUACAAGCUUUCCAAUCUAUGUUCCAUUUUUAUAAUAAAAUAAAUUUGCCAACACCACAUACAAAGAUAGAAUCUACAAUAUCUUUGAACAGCAUAAGUGAUAAUUCUCCAAAGAUUGAUGAAAAUAUUUUUCAUGAUUCUAAAGAUAAAUCUGUACACAAGCUAAAUCAAGACAAGUUAGAUGAACAAGUUCAUUCAGAUAUCAAGGAAUGUGAACAAGAAGCAGGUUCCUCCAAAACACAAGUUUUAAAAAUAAGCAGCACAUCUCACAGGAUACAUAAACUAAAAAAGAAUAAAAAAACCUUGAACGAUUUCAUAUCAUAAUAAAAUAUUAUAGCUGCAGGUUAUCAAUUAUUAGGAUUCAUGAAUUUAUAAA